AUGGCCUGUAGGUCUGGUCAAGACCCUGAAGACUGGCUCCAACAUCUGGCUGGGUGGCGCUCAGAAUGUCAGAGAUCUAUUCAACGGGAAGAGCAGAUAGCUUCCGGCGUCCCAAUCCAGCCCGGAGAUGACUAUGUCCUUUCAGGUAGCAGAUCUUUACCACUUCUUCAAAACUGGCCAAUCGAGACGCCCCCACCUUGGUCCUUGAAACAUAACGACUCCGCCGCAUCCGAUUCCCGCCGUACAUGGAAGCCGAAAAGAGUGCGUCUGUCUGACGCGGGAGUGGUCUAUGCUCUCCUGGCUCUACCGCAAUACUACCGAACUCAAUUUCUCUCAUUCGAUUUUGAUGCGAAUGGAGACGUGCGCAGAGACAGAAUCCCAAAACCCCCCACCGUCAUUGUCUACCAGAACGGAUUGCCGACUCUGUUGACCUGGAAAGGUGUGUACAUCUUGACUGGGGGAUACAACGAUGCAGGCUGGUUGUUGGCCGAUGCAUACCCAAACUGCGAUCCCUUUUUCCAAAGCGGGCUCGUGUUCCCUGCGAUCGAGAUAGAGACAUGCGACGAGCUGAGCACCCAACUAACGCGAUAUCACCCAAUGCCUACUACUGGCCCGGAAAAGUCGACUGGGCUCUGGGGAUAUGGUGGAUGGUCAAUGGGGAUUCUGCUCAGAGGCUGUGACGAUAUUGAUGCACACUGCUUGGUAUUGGAGGGCAAAGUCCUUUCUGGGUAUCAAAAGUUGGGCUCUCUCUUUGGAUUCCAGACCAUGAUAAGUUCCAAUGCGGACCCGAGCGAUAGGAACCAGGCCAUUCAACGCAAUAUGCCUGCAGAAUCUACGCUUGAUAUUUACCAUCGGAUUGAUUGGGCCAGCAUUCCCGUGCAAAGCUUGAAGCAUGGGGAUCCUGUGGCGAAGAUUGGACAUGGAAGCGACAACAAUGUUAAUUUGCCAGUCCGAUCUCGAGACGCCAAGAGGAAGAGAGAAAUUGACAGCGAGGAAUACAAGGAUGUGGUAGCAGCUCGACACGUUUCGCUGUUAGCUGCCAGGGGCGAGGCACCUUUGCCAACCCAGGACCAUCUGGAUACAUCCUUGUCAACCCCUGACACAUUCCAAAUUCUCUGGAAGCAGCUGAAAGAGGUCGAAGCCACACCCCAGCGCUUGGAUCUGUUCACGGCGGUUGUCGCCCUGGAGGAUUUGUACCAACGAUGGGGUUGGAAUGAGAUCGCUGCCAAAAUUGUUCGCAACAAGUUCUCGCAGUCAGAGGCUGCCGCCUUGAGUAAUAUGGCUUGUUGCCUCCCACCCAGGGUCAGCUGGUCAAUGCUGGGCUUUGACAUGAAUCGGGAUGCUGUUGCGAUUCAGCAUGCAUUUAGCUACAACACUGCCCGGUCUGAAUUUGCGUGCAAGGUUGAUGACCUUGAAGAAGGGCCCGUCAAGAGAGUCUACAAGAGUUUUUCGUCUUACUUUGGUCGACUCACGACUCCCGAAGCUACGGAACAAGUUUACCAUCUGAACAUACGCUCAUCAGAAAGCCCGCGAGAUGUGCAACCGGAGCAAUCUGAGCAAAUCAUACGAUCUCCCGAAAUCCCUCCUUGUCAUUCGCAUGAUAAUGAGCCCCAUUGUCUGCAGCCGGGUAUUGCCUUGUGCGAAUACAUGGAUUCGAUUAAAGAAAAUGAGCACUAUUACAGAGAAAACAAAGCCAUUGGAAAGUUCCACGAGCAGAUGACAGCAUUCCUUGAGCAGAUGGACCACAAUCGCCCGAAAACACCCACAUAUGAAUAA
Molecule: messenger RNA, 1776 nt
Organism: Penicillium salamii
Lineage: Eukaryota; Fungi; Ascomycota; Eurotiomycetes; Eurotiales; Aspergillaceae
Source: the annotation of a GenBank genome assembly